UUCUCAUUUUCCUCUCUGAAAAAGUCUCAUUUUCACAAUCUUCUCUAUCUCCUUUGACUCUGUUUCUCUCUCCUCGGUUUCUUUCUCGGUUUCGAGAAUUUUCCUACAGUUUCAUUUUUUUUUAGGUCCAACACAGACUAAGGUGGUUUGGUUGCUAACGUUGUACUUGCUGUCGGUUAUUCUUGAAGAGGGAGGACCUUGUGCAGACCAUUCUAUGUCUUCUGUUAAAAGUUCUUCGAACGGGCUUAAAAAUGAUGGGAUUCAGAGUCAAGGCUCUGAGAUUCUAGGCAGGUACAAUUUUGAAACACAACUGGCUCAAAGAAAUUUCAAAAGCAAUGAUGCACUCAAUCACAUCCACGACCCAGAUGCUAUGGAACUUUAUUCAAGAGUGAGGGUGCAAGAAGAGGAGAUCGUGUCUCUUCGUGAACAAAUUGCUAUUGCCUGUAUGCAGGAACUGCAGCUGUCGAUUGAGAAAUGCAAACUAGAGAGGCAGUUCUCUGAACUAAGAAUGGCAGUUGAUGACAAGCAAAAUGAAGCCAUCACAUCUGCGUCUAAUGAGUUGGCUCGAAGGAAAGGUUAUCUUGAAGAAAAUUUAAAACUUUCACAUGAUUUGAAAGCUGUAGAUGAUGAGAGAUAUAUUUUCAUGUCAUCGAUGCUUGGGUUGCUGGCAGAAUAUGGUCUAUGGCCUCGUGUUAUGAAUGCCUCUUCAAUAUCCAACUGUGUAAAGCAUUUACAUGAUCAAUUACAAUGGAAGAUUCGGAGUUCACAUGAUAGAAUUGGAGAGUUGACUUCUGUGCUAGAAAGCCAUGCCGAUAAUGGUAAUCCUGUUGUUGAAAGCCCAGGUUCGGGAAAUGUGACAAGUCACAUUCAUCAUGAAUUCAUGUUUCAGCAUAACUUCCCCCAGCAAAGUCUUUCUGGGAAUGAACUAAAUCCUCAAUCAAUGAGCAAUUUGGCAGGAUAUAUGCACCCAGUUCAUAGGGAAGUAUCUUCUUUCCCACAUGGUUCAAUUGAUAAAAUUGGAGUGCAGGACAGGACUAAAGAAAGAAAUUUUGUCAAUGGCAAGUCGUAUCAAUCUCCACUUGAGCAUGAUGAGAAUGAUUCCUCUGUUUCUGAGGAUGGUCCUGGCAUUGAGAAUUUUCAAAUUUGUGGUGAUGCUGUUCCUGGGGAAAAACUUCUUGGAUGUGGAUAUCCAGUCCGUGGAACUUCUCUAUGUAUGUUUCAGUGGGUUCGGCAUCUUCAAGAUGGCACUAGGCAGUACAUUGAAGGAGCCACAAAUCCAGAAUAUGUAGUUACUGCUGACGAUGUUGAUAAAUUGAUAGCGGUUGAGUGUAUUCCAAUGGAUGAUAAAGGCCGUCAGGGGGAGCUAGUGAGACUUUUUGCUAAUGAUCAGAACAAAAUAAAAUGUGACUCAGAAAUGCAACAUGAGAUUGACACAAAUCUUUCUAAAGGAGAAGCAACAUUCAAUGUACUACUUCUGAUGGAUUCUUCUGAUAACUGGGAACAAGCAACAUUAUUCCUGAGACGAUCAGGAUGCCAAAUUAAGAUUAAUGUUACUGAAGAUGUGGUAGUUUCUGAGAAAUUCUCAAAGGACUUGUCGAUUAAAGUUCCAUGUGGUCUCUCAGCACAAUUUGUGUUAACAUGCUCAAAUGGAUCAUCUCAUCCUCUAAGCACAUAUAGUGUCCGAAUGCGAGACACACUUGUGUUAACCAUGCGAAUCUUCCAGAGUAAGGCAUUGGAUGACAAAAGGAAAGGGAGAGCCUAACCUCAGAUCUUACACUUUUGUAUGGAAGAAAAUACAAAAUAGGAAGCAGAUGAAGAAAAAUUUAUAGUCCCAUUUAGUCAUUGGUUUUUUUUUUUUUUUAUGUUAGGUAAACAAUUAUUGGUUUCUUUUAAUUAUAAGAUAUUUGAAACCUCACUUGUUUAUUGUCUGUCCUGUUAAAACAACAAUAGUAGUAUAUAGAAGUUUAAAAAGUGUAACAUUUUUUUUCUACUUGAAAUCACAACGUGACCUUGUAAGCCAGUGAAUGUGGGAGAAAGCUGCAGCUCCAUAUUCAGCCUAGCUUAACUCCUCUCUUUUUCCCCCCCAUGAUUUAUUUGUAAGUACAGAAAUAAAGAUUUGUAAUUUUAAAUUUCUUAAAAUAU
Molecule: messenger RNA, 2142 nt
Organism: Gastrolobium bilobum
Lineage: Eukaryota; Viridiplantae; Streptophyta; Magnoliopsida; Fabales; Fabaceae
Exons: 20
Coding region: 215-1762 (515 amino acids)
Cellular component (GO): plasma membrane
Source: RefSeq, a predicted model, not a curated record